AUGAGCUGGAGCUUCCUCACGCGGCUGCUGGAGGAGAUCCACAACCACUCCACCUUUGUGGGCAAGGUGUGGCUGACGGUGCUCAUCAUCUUCCGCAUCGUGCUGACGGCGGUGGGCGGCGAGUCCAUCUACUCGGACGAGCAGACCAAGUUCACCUGCAACACCAAGCAGCCCGGCUGUGACAACGUGUGCUACGACGCCUUCGCGCCACUCUCCCACGUGCGCUUCUGGGUCUUCCAGAUCAUCAUGAUCUCAACGCCGUCCGUCAUGUACCUGGGCUACGCCAUCCACAAGAUCGCCCGCAGCUCCGAGGACGAGCGCAAGAGGAGCCGGCACCACGGCCGCCUCCGCAGGAAACCCCCGCCGCACACCCGGUGGCGGGAGAGCCGGCGGAUGGACGAGGCGCUGGAGGAGGAGCUGGACGUCGACGACGGCGAGCCAAUGCUGUACGACGACGUCCUGGACGCCAGGCCAGAGCCGGCGGUGGCCGGCGGCGGAGGUCCGCAGAAGCACGACGGGCGCCGGAGGAUCGUGCAGGAGGGCCUCAUGAGGAUCUACGUCCUGCAGCUCAUGUCCCGGGCCAUCUUCGAGAUCAGCUUCCUGGCGGGGCAGUACCUGCUGUACGGGUUCCGCGUCAGCCCGUCGUACGAGUGCGACCGCCUGCCCUGCCCGCACCGCGUGGACUGCUUCAUCUCCAGGCCCACGGAGAAGACCAUCUUCCUGCUCAUCAUGUACGUGGUGAGCUGCCUGUGUCUGCUGCUCAACGUGUGCGAGAUGUUCCACCUGGGCAUCGGAACGUUCCGGGACACCCUCCGCCAGAAGAGGGACCGCGGCCGGCGGACGUCCUACGGCUACCCCUUCUCCCGGAACAUCCCGUCGUCCCCGCCCGGGUACAACCUGGUGGUGAAGUCGGACAAACCGCUCCACCGGAUCCCCAACAGCCUGAUCACGCACGAGCAGAACAUGGCCAACGUGGCCCAGGAGCAGCAGUGCACCAGCCCGGAUGAGAACAUCCCCUCCGAUCUGGCCAGCCUCCACCGCCACCUCCGGGUGGCCCAGGAGCAGCUGGACAUGGCCUUCCAGACGUACAGCUCCAAGAACGACAACCAACCCCCCUCCAGGACGAGCAGCCCCAUGUCAGGGGGCACCAUGGCCGAGCAGAACCGGGUGAACACGGUUCAGGAGAAGCAGGGAGCCCGGCCGAAGUCGGCCACGGAGAGACCGGGGACCCUUUUAAAAAACGGGAAGACUUCUGUGUGGAUUUAAGGAUGUCAACCUUGAAAAUGAAAAGGCAGAGCCUUUAGCGAACUCCAAGGACAUUGCAGGACAACGAGUCUGACUUGAACCGCACGAGAGCACAAACACUUUGUUGACACAGCUCAGACAGGCUUCACUGCUCUGACACAGUGAACGCCAAAUUGUGGAUUUCUUUGUUUAAAACAAGUUGAUACGUCUGAUAUGACCUCCUCAUAGUUAUCAAUGCCAUUUGGUCACCGUUACUUAAAUAAGACCAGGAUCUAGAGAAAACAAGUAUAAAAAAACAAUGUUUUUGCAAGUCUCUGCUAAUGAGUUUGGUGAAAGUUCUUCUCUGCUCUGAACUCAAACUGCAAUCCCUUGGGGGAGUCAUGUCGAAGGGAGCACGGUGGCGGGGUGUGUGUGUGUGGAUGUGUGGAGCUCUGUCUGAGCAGCAGUUGAUGUUGAUGGCUGUGUCUGAGAGGGUUCAGCUUCUAUGACACUCAAAGGUCCCAUGACAUGCUAUUUUAUGUAUUCUUUAAUGUAGGUAUUAGUGGGCAACUAACACAGUAUUCAAAGACGUUCCCGAAAUUCAGCCGUGGUGCUGAGUUACAGCCACUCCGUUGCACAUUGAGCUUCCCCCAAAUGCGCUGUUUUGGUGUCUCUAGCUAUAAUGCAAAUGAGGAGGAGCGAGGCGGGUCAAGGAGGAGGGUGGGGGUGUGGCCCUGAGCAGCUUGCAGCCACGGUA
Molecule: messenger RNA, 1981 nt
Organism: Gadus chalcogrammus (walleye pollock)
Lineage: Eukaryota; Metazoa; Chordata; Actinopteri; Gadiformes; Gadidae
Gene: gjc2
Product: gap junction protein gamma 2
Exons: 1
Coding region: 1-1266 (421 amino acids)
Biological process (GO): cell communication
Cellular component (GO): connexin complex
Source: RefSeq, a predicted model, not a curated record